AUGGCCAAGCUCGUCAACGCCCGAAAGAUUAGCACGUUUGCUGGCAAAAUGCUCAUCAAAGGGUAUUCUACAGUUCUGGUCCCUCCACGACGACACCAGGGCGUCGUGACUUGGCACGCCAUCUCCAGUUCUGAUGGCAGUUACAUCUCGUACUCGGACGCCGCGGCAACUUACCGGCACAUCGUUGGCUGGAGCGUCCAUGUCGACAACUAUGCCGGUGCUCCAGGUGCCAACUACGACAUUGGCUGGUCCAAGUUGUCAAAGCCAGACUCCGGCGGUGCUUUUGACAAGGUUUCUAUCGUGGCCGGCACGCACAUCACGGUGGGCUUGUCCUGCGUCCUGGGCAAGAAAGACAAGCCUGUUCACCUCAGGGGCCGAGACGACUACAUCAGGCGGCUCAAAUGGAUAUCUAAGAAGUUCGUGAUACUCUAUGACACUACGGACAACAGAGCUUGGCUCGUUGAUGGAGCAAGUGCUCUACUGCACCUUGUCAGGGCAUCCCUGAAGCGCGACACUUCAGACGACUUCGAGACCCAGUUUCUAUAUGACAAGUGCUCGAUGCAAGAGGCUGUAAAUGCUGGCACGGGCAGGGCGGCGUCAAUUGAUGGGAUGGAUCGUGCCAUCAUCAUUGAUUUUGAUUCUUGCCAACAAGAAGGAAGUAAGCUUGGCACCAAGUCUCAAUGUGCGACGACAGGGCAGACUUAUCGCCGCCGCCUUGUACCGACUUAA
Molecule: messenger RNA, 729 nt
Organism: Hirsutella rhossiliensis
Lineage: Eukaryota; Fungi; Ascomycota; Sordariomycetes; Hypocreales; Ophiocordycipitaceae
Exons: 3
Coding region: 1-729 (242 amino acids)
Source: RefSeq, a predicted model, not a curated record